UAGUGUGAUUGAACAUAUAGCUCCCCGACCCGUGUAAACAAUGCAUGAAGAACUCCCGUCAAGUUUCAUAGGACUUCUGGCCACCUGAACAAUUCAAGAUGGAAUUGUUCAAUUACAUUGUAGAUUUUCUUUUCGAAUGGAAUCUUUGUAUACUGAUGUUCGCUUUCUAUACGUUGUUGGUCAGUGUUAGUGGAUUGGCCGUUCAUUUUGCGGGGCAAAUUCCAGUUCCCGACUUUUUUUUACAAGCCUACAAAUUUGGAAAAAUGGCACAUGAUGCUCGACCGUGGAAAAUAAUCUCGAUGAUGGAAGUACCAAAAAGGUGGUUUUUUCACUUUUACAUUGUUGCAUCUGUGGUUAUUACUAUGGCAGCUCUUCAGAUGUGGAGCAUUUAUGUUAUGGGAAACCCUCUAUCACACUGGACCAGUUUUAUUUUAGAUUUUCUUACUGUCCAGCACAGGAAAUCUUCAGUUAGUGUCACAGCCGCAGGAAUUAGUCUACUAUUGCUGAUGCUUCAUCUGUACAGAAGAUUGUAUGAAAGCCUGUGUGUGAGUGUAUUCAGCUCAAGCCAUAUGAAUAUUAUUCAUUACAUUUUUGGCCACACUCAUUACAUCGGAACUAUUGCUUUAAUGGUUUCAGAAGCUCCUGGUUUUGAUAACAGUCUUGAUAUUGUUGUUACUGCCUUACAAGUCCACCACGUAGUAGGUCUUGUUUUAUAUAUCAUUGGUUCUAGCAUGCAGCACCAGAGCUUUCGUAUAUUGGCUGGGCUACGGAAAAAUUCAAGGGAAGAUCUAAAACAUGAGCAUAAAAUGCCAGAAGGUGGUAUGUUUGAGUAUUUAUCUUGUCCUCACAUGUUUGCUGAACUACUAGUGUACACUGGAAUACUCAUUGUUCUGCAGGGUCAUACUGGCUGGCUAGUUGUCACCAUAUGGGUCAUCUCAAACCAGAUCCAGGUGGCAUUGAUGAAUCAUUCCUGGUACAUCAGCACUUUUAAAGAUUACCCCAAGCAUAGGAGAGCAAUUCUCCCAUUUGUACUUUAAAAUGGGCUUCCUCUGUGAUUGCAAUGUCAGCUGUGAUAUUGAUGUGGUACUGGGUAUUAAAUUGUUGGGUAUACUACUACCGAAUAUUUUCUUAAAAGGGUAUACAUCAUUUAUGUUCUGCUUUUUUUCUUACUAUAGUUCAAAAAUGUAGCACAAAUGGAUUCUUAAGUAGGUAACUUUGUUUCCUAAGAAAUGUAACUUGUAAAUUCUCAUUCCAUCCAUUCGUUUGGUUUUAAGAGACUUGUACAGUACUGUCUGUGUCUGUACCUAACUGUAAGAUAUGUGUAAUGCAACAUUUUGAUAAUAAAAGAACAUUUGCUAUAUAUGUGAUGGAAAAAAUUUGUACCAGUAAGCACCUGAGUGGAAGUCAAUCCAUGGUAUCAUGGAUGGUAGUGUGUCAUUAAAAAGAGUCAUUAAGCAGAGUGUGAAACUCAUCAAAAUGAAUUAAAUUGUGAAUUAUUAGCAUAAUGGAAUAGUCAGAUGCAAUUCUGAAUCUGGAUGUUCCAUAAGGUGAGACAUUUUUACCCUUUUGCUGUUUAAUACAGGUACAGCAUAGACAAAAUUAUGUAACUUCUUUUAAGCUUUCUCGUAUUUCUCUGGUACCGUCAAAUCUAAAUCAUCUUGAGGGCUUGCUUUAUACUGACAAAAAUUUCUACUGUACUAAAGGUUGUUCAUUGCCAGAGAAGAAAUGCAUUAUGGUAAUAAUAUAUUUUAUUGUAACUUUUCAGAGUACUGUUUCAGCUUAAUUCCAGUACAGUACACAAAUGCUGAUAUGUACUUUCAUUUAAUAGCACACUGGUAAAUCUGAACAAAAUAUUUUUAUGAAAAUUCAUACUGUUGCAAAGUUAAGGAUUUUAACAAAAGGUUUUAAUUUUUUGAGUAUGUAUUUUUGAGACUUAUCAUUCUUGAAACAUGAAACUUAGUUAGGUGCAUAUAUAUGAAAAUAGUUUGAAGUUUGUUGGAAUUGAUGACUGCAGAUUUUUGUUAUGUAUCAAAUUUCUUUAUAAUAAUUAAGCAAGCCACAAUGUAAAGUAUUUUGGAUUUCCAGAUACUUGAGUUAAUAGGAAAAUUGUAAUUUGGAAGUUUGAUCAGCAAGAGUUAAAAUAAUUCAUAUUUCUCCACUUUUUACAAAAAAAAUUGAAAGUAUAACUCUGUUCAACAUAGUUGUACAAUCAUAACCCUUACUUUUCUGGUAUUUUAAAGGAUAAAAGUACAUUCCAUAUUAUUGUUGCAGUUUGAGAAGCUUUGUGUGAAUUUAAUAUUAAACUUGUACAUUAGUAUAUGAUUUUGCAGCUAUAUAUACUACGUGCAAUGCUUUUCCCUAAUUUUAAGUUUAAGGAAGAUACUCAUUGUGUGUUCUGUCCUUAUUAUACUUUUGCACAUGAGGUGCUGCUAGAUUUCUGUGGCAUCUGUACUUAUAUUUAUUAUCAGGUAGUCUAUUUUGUUAUGUUUUAUCAUGCACAUCUUAAAGCACAUACAUAUAUUAUAAUAAGUUAUGUAUAAUUGACAGGUACACCAGUAUGAAAGUUCACUCUGUAAACAUCUGAAAACAUUCCAUAAACAUUAAUGUAUUGUUUAUUAAUGGAGUAAGGUACUAUAGAUUUAUGUAAAUUUGUAAUGGUUUUGUGAAGAAAGUUUUUUUUUCUAAUAAAUUACUAAAUGUAAAGCUGCUUAAGGCUUUUAGGAUUUGAUUUGAAGUACUCAUUAUUACAGAUUUCAGUAUGGUAUCUGGUGAGAGCCAACAUGUUAAUGUGCAGUACAGUGCUCCUCCACUUUUACUUGGUAUUAGUUUCCAGAACCUGCCGCGGAAAUGCAAAAAUCCCCUCUAAAAAUCCUUAUAAGUGUCUUAUAACUGCCAUAAACCAGUAAAAUUAUAGUUUACACCCGGUCUGCCUCUCCGGCUACACAAUAUUUUUCUUGCUUCUUUUGAUGGUUUUUGCAUGUUUCAUACUUUGAUUAUUUUCAGAAAUACUUAGUUUUCGACUUUGAUUGAAGUCAAAGGUCAUUGUUCUUCUUAGUAAUUUGUUGAUUUCUGUUUGUAUUAUCUUAGCAAAAAUAUAGUUUUCCAAUUGCCACUACCUCAACAUAACCCAACAAUGUGGGUGACACUACUUUUUUAAUGGUCAUUUUUUUAACAUUUUGGCUUUCAGUAAGGGCAUGUAGGAACAGCGCUACAUGCCUUAUCCGCAAGUUGAAAGAUUCUUGGCCAAGCACGUUAUGUUUCAACAAGAAGUGCUGUUACACUGUGGGCUCUAGCCACAGGGUUACAGAAAACAAGCGAUGUGAGGAAGGUAGUAACAGAAAAUGAGCAACAAAACAACAAGAAAACUAACAGUAAAAAUGUUUAUGCUGGCUGGAGGCUUCCGAAAAAGGACCUUUGACUUUAAUCAGAGUCGAAAACUAAGCACAGGCGGCCCGCGGUUAACGGUCCAAUCGCUCAACGGCGAAUCGGUUUUAUGGCUGUCAUCAAAAAUAUUCAUGAAAAAAAUAUUCAUGAAAAAAAUAAGACAUUUUAAGGUAUUUUUACAGCACAAUUUUCGGUCAACAGCGCCGCUGGCGCCGUUAUGUCUCACGAGUAUAUACAUUUGUAGAAAUACCGUUCAGCCCAUAAAGGUUAUGCAAAUGACAUUAAAAAAUUGUAUUGAGAGUUAUUACAUAGGUAUUAGGGUAAAAUAUAUGCCUCUGAUGCAGUUCUAUGCCAAAAAUAUAGUUAAUGAGUGCAAAUGUAGCUAUGGAUGUGUUUCUUUAUAUAUGUUCAUGCUUUUAUGUUUAAAAUGUGUAUGAAACUGUAUUACAUAUAGGUAUUUUUAUUUCUGCACAUAAAUAUGAUACAAAGGCAGCUUUUGAAACUGCCCUUCACGUUAUCAAAUAUGAUGUUUUUUCAUGUUCAUUCUUGUAAGCAGCUGCCUGCCGCUCUUCUGAAAAUAUAAAGUUAUAAAGAGUGAAAAUUUAGCGAUCGAUGUGUCGAUUUUAUAAAUGUUCAUGCUCUUAUGUUUAAAAUGUUUAUGAAAAUAUAUAUUACAUAUAAGGUUUUUUUUUUGUACAUAAAUAUGAUACAAAUUAAGGCAGCUUUUGUAACUACCCUCCACGUUGUCGGAGGAUGUUUUUCAUGUUCAUUCUUGUCCACCACUGUUCCAAAAAAUGCAUGGUGUUAUUUUAUUAAU
This is a messenger RNA of Macrobrachium nipponense, 4201 nucleotides long. Its product is annotated as polyprenol reductase-like. Gene Ontology annotation, cellular component: endoplasmic reticulum. Gene Ontology annotation, molecular function: 3-oxo-5-alpha-steroid 4-dehydrogenase activity. The transcript is spliced from 6 exons. The record is from RefSeq and is a predicted model, not a curated record. Lineage: Eukaryota; Metazoa; Arthropoda; Malacostraca; Decapoda; Palaemonidae. The coding region runs from base 99 to 1037 and encodes 312 amino acids. Gene Ontology annotation, biological process: dolichol-linked oligosaccharide biosynthetic process; polyprenol catabolic process.